GUGAAUCUAAUUACCAUUAUGAUAAUUAUAACAGCACUAUCAUCAAUUCUAAUAAUCGUAGCUUUUUGAAUACCCCUAAUGAAUCCAGACUCAGAAAAACUAUCCCCAUACGAAUGCGGAUUUGAUCCCCUGGGGUCAGCUCGACUACCAUUUUCACUACACUUCUUUCUAGUAGCUAUUUUAUUUAUCCUCUUUGAUCUUGAAAUUGCCCUCCUCCUCCCACUACCUUGAGGAAACCACCUACAUGACCCCACUAACACAUUCUUUUGAGCUGCAUCAGUAUUAGUAUUGCUAAUUUUAGGCUUAAUUUAUGAAUGAACCCAAGGCGGCCUAGAAUGAGCAGAAU
Molecule: messenger RNA, 346 nt
Organism: Puntigrus tetrazona (Sumatra barb)
Lineage: Eukaryota; Metazoa; Chordata; Actinopteri; Cypriniformes; Cyprinidae
Source: the annotation of a RefSeq genome assembly